Molecule: messenger RNA, 5187 nt
Organism: Parastagonospora nodorum SN15
Lineage: Eukaryota; Fungi; Ascomycota; Dothideomycetes; Pleosporales; Phaeosphaeriaceae
Exons: 3
Coding region: 1-5187 (1728 amino acids)
Cellular component (GO): membrane
Source: RefSeq, a predicted model, not a curated record
AUGGAGAAUAGUAGUGCCACCCACUCCUCGAGAGUGCCCAAUUCCUCCCUCCUGAAAGCCCCCGACAAUUUUCCACAAAAGCGCGCCUCAUCCUACCGUCGCCCGGUAGACGCGCAACCAACAUUCGUGCCAGUCGAACCACCUGCCACCGCGAACGCCAUGCCCAGCAAUACCGCCCGGCCAGUCGCCACAGCCUCCAAUGCCAAUGGCGUCUCCAGAGGCUCUUCGCACCGGCGGCGACAGAGUCAGCACAUCCCUCCUCCCACGACGGGCGCUAUGAACGAAUCGGUCCCGGCUGCGCCCGACGUCCCACGAGCACCGCCCAUGUCAUACAAGGACCCCUACGGAUCCAAGGCAAGCGCCAGAGGGCCUCCCCGGCAACAGUCUACCCGAGCAGGAGAUCCAGCAAUCCAGCUGAAUCCCAGCAGACAGCAGCCAAUUAUUCAGUCCGCCGCCGACAGACUCAUCAGUUUGCGAUCGCCACCGUAUGCGCCAGUCGAGCCAUUGUCUGGAGCAGUGGAGCGACGAGGGUCCCAGCGCAAGCCGUCAGUGCCUGAUCGUUCGCCUUUGCAGAAAUUGGAGGGCAAACUAGACGACAUCAGCAAGGAAGAGAGGAGAGCGCGCAUACUGGAGGCAGAGCUGAUAGCACAAGAGAAGGCCGAAGCCGAAAGGAGGGAACGUCGUGCGCGAGAAGCUGCUGAAAAACAGCAGCGUGUGGUUGAGUUCCAUGGACCGUCGGAACCAGAAGCGCCUAGCAAUGCUGCUCCUCCUGUCCGAAAGGCAAGCACGAGGCGUAACGUCUCGAUGCCUGUACAGAACAGGACAAUGUCCCCCGCCAUCAGCGACAUGGAAUCUGAGAUCGGUUACGACGUGAGCGAGCCAUGGGAUCCAUCCGCCGGUCAAACCGCCACCGCCUCCGCUCGUCAGCAAUUACCAUCGCAAAAGCAACGCGCAUCGUCUGGCUCGUACACAUCACCGCAUACAAACACCAACAUUGCGCGAAAUCAUAGCGUCAAAGGAAAAGAGCCAAUUGGCGUUGCAAGGGGCAGUGGCAGCUUCCGCGAUCGAAGUGCAGGCUCUGCGCAAAACAUUAGUAGGAAGCCAAUCGCAAACGCCGCUGGACUUGGCUUGGAGGGCGUCGGCGACACUUCAGGAGGUGCUGAAGUCUCACGCGCGAAUAGCAAAAGAGUCUCGUCGGCACCUGUUCCAGCUGGAAGGCCCGUGAGCAACGACAGGAGAAGAGACAGCAGGGGUAUCAUGGCUGCACAAAUGGAGAUGCAGCAACAGCAGAUCGACCAUAAAAACACUGAGCGAGGCCUGAACCAGCACCCGGUCCACCCAGUACAGCCACUGCAACCAGUACAGCCAUACAAAUCGCCCGUCGUUCCGACAGUUCCAAUAACACGCAAGAGUGUUAGCUUCUCCGGGCCCGAAUCUGAUCUGCAACAGCAGCCCUCUCACGAAUCUCACCAUCACCAUCAUCAUUUCAGACACGACACUAGCGACGAUGGCUCAGAGAGGAGAUAUGUUGCACCUCCCAUGUUGGAAGAAUGGAGGAAAGCUCCAAUAGGCGCCCUGGUCGCGGAAGAUCUAGACCUGGAUGCACCAGCCAGGGCCAACAACACGAACAAAGCGUGGUGGGAGGAGAGCCAAGCUGCUCGACGACGGCGUUCUAGCAGCGGCUACGCAGAACCUACGUACGAUGGCUAUGCGGACCAGCCCGCGGCGCAGACAUCUUUCAGCCCCGCUUUGUACCUCAAGUGCGGGCCACUAUUGCGCUACACUGGACUUCGCAGAGACAAGAGUCGCCCAGGAAAAGAGAAGGAAAUAUGGCGGGGCAGUGUCAUGAUUGUGACUGUCGAUGCGGAAUCCUCGUACACGAAGCCACCCACCCUGCGGUUGUUCAAGCAGCCUAUGGACAUUCUCCCACCGCCGCCCCGAGAGGUCGAUGACCAUGAUCUAGAUCCCGCUUAUGUUGACCCCAUCGAGGGACAAUACAAGGUUUCGCGCACUGGCAAAACUCUUUACGUGAAGCCAGUCGAUGAGAUUGCUGAAGACGAGGAUUUGUCGCGCAUCGAGGACGACACCGGCAUCUUCUGCCAGACCCGAAGCGCUUAUGGUCCUAACGGGUCAGGCGCUAGGUCCUCUCGCAUCCACAAGAAGGACGGCGAAAAACUAGGCAAGUUCCGUGAAGUACCUGGCGUACGUCUCCACGCUGAGCGCGGAGUCACAUUCUGGCGCUUCAACCUUGAGAUCGAGCUCGGUACCAGCCAGGCUCGCGUCGCAUACAGGAUCAACCAUGGUCCUGCUGUUGGCUUCUGGGUGCCUGCCAAGGGCGAGUCGAUGAACAUUAUGUUCCACAGCUGUAACGGGUUUUCCUUCAGCGUUGACUCGAAUCAGUUUUGUGGGCCUGACCCUCUGUGGCGCGAUGUCCUCAACACCCAUCAGAACACACCGUUUCAUGUCAUGAUUGGUGGAGGCGAUCAAAUCUACAACGACGCUGCGAUGAGACAGACAACAUUGUUCAAACAGUGGACAGAGAACAAGAAUCCACUACAAAAGCACAAUGCGCCCUUUACCGAGGAGAUGCAGAAUGAGCUUGAGCAGUUUUACCUGGACCGUUAUUCCAUGUGGUUCUCACAAGGCUUGUUUGGAAUGGCCAACUCCCAGAUCCCGAUGGUCAACAUCUGGGACGACCACGACAUCAUUGACACACCCGUCUUCACUGGCAUUGGCGCUGUUGCCUUCAAGUACUACAUGCUCUUUCAACAUCAAUCAGUAUCAGCCGAAACCGAGGCAACGGAACCGUCUUGGGUGCUUGGUAAAAGCUCAGGUCCAUACAUCAAGGAGCGGUCUCGCAGUGUCUUCAUGCAGCUAGGCCGCGAGGUGGCCUUCCUCGGUCUCGAUUGCCGCACUGAACGGCAACGUGACGAGAUCCUCACAGAGGACUCUUAUGAUGUUAUCUUUGAUCGCGUGGAAGCAGAGGUGAUCAAGGGCGAAACCAAGCACCUCAUUGUCCUUCUAGGCGUACCGAUCGCGUACCCACGAUUAAACUUCCUAGAGAACAUCUUGACCAGUAGGUUGAUGGAUCCGAUCAAGGCCAUGGGCCGUGCUGGUAUGCUAGGCAACUUUGUCAACAAGUUCGAUGGAGGCGUAGAAAUCCUUGAUGACCUGGACGAUCACUGGACAGCCAAGCACCACAAGGAGGAACGCAACUGGCUGAUUCGCGAGCUGCAGCAUAUUGCAUCGACCAAGUCCGUUCGUGUCACUAUUCUUGGAGGCGACGUCCACCUAGCAGCUGUAGGCCAGUUUUUCACCAACAAGAAGCUGAACGUCCCCAAGGAUAAGGAUCAUCGUUACAUGAUGAACGUCAUCUCUUCCGCUAUCGUCAACACUCCGCCUCCUGAUAUGAUGGCCGACAUCAUCAACAAGCGCAACAAGAUUCACCAUAUGGAUCAUGAAACAGACGAGAACAUGAUACCAAUCUUCACCCAUGGCGUCGAUGGCAAGAAGAGGAACAACAAUCACCUCUUACCUCACCGCAAUUGGUGCAGCAUCCGAGAGUUCAAGCCAGGGUCCACACCUCCUGGCACGCCUUCGCCACCCCCCACACCACAAGACGCACGACGACCUUCUCUGGGACAGAUGGUGAGGCGAUUCAGUAGUGAUCAAGGUGGUCGGCCUGGUCGAUCCCGUGGGCCUCCCGUGUCGUACUACAACAACCCAUCGAAUGCAGCCGCCGACGAACUGCAGACAGGUGCACACCAUCAGCCACAAUCAUCAUUUUCGCCAGAUCGAUCAGAGUCCGAGAGGCCUCGUUCCCGUCGUAACUCGUUGACUUCUCUGUUCAAGCGCCGCGCAUCUGUCGACAAUGUUCCUCGUCCGACUUCUGCAAAGAGCGUACCAGGCGUUGGCAAUCGCGGUAGCGCAGAUUACGGACCGUCAACCUUCCAUCGUCGCCCAAGUGUGCUGGGCAAGUCAGGCUUGAAGCAGCAAGGCGAAGGCGAUUUUGUUAACCUGCAGGGUGGGCUUGAGAUUUGCCUGAACAUGGAGGUUUCGCAGCACGAUCCUGCGGGUAUCACUGCUCCGUACCGCCUGAUCGUCCCAGCCCUCAACUACACUGCUCCUGUAGACGGUGUGGUGGAGAAACAACCUCGCAAGUCAGGCAUGUUCGGUGGCAUGUUUGGUGGUGCCAAGCAACGAAAGAGAGCGAAGAUUGGCGACGACGGCUACUCCAUGUCAGGUAGUGAAAGUGGUAGCGAACUGGGAGAGGUCUCCUCGGAGGAUGAAGAGGAGCGUGCGCGUGAGAAGCACAAAGUCGGUCCCAGGAUCGUCAUUCCAGGGUUCGGGUCAAAGAACAAGCGCAACUCGUUGACAUCUGCAAAAGCCGCCCCUGCUGAGAAUCGCUUGAGCUCAGGCUAUUACACCAAUAGCACUCAAGACGUAGUUCCUCAAAAUGUCGACAUGUCGCGCAACCUUGCGCCACCGCCACCCCAAGAUCGACGGCAAAGCAUGGACGUCGCUGGUGCUGCCGCGAGAUCCCCGGUUUGGAACUCUGUUGCGGCCAAACGGCACCUACCAGCACUCGUCCCGGAUCCUGAUCCAAAGGUGCACAGGAAGUCCAUGGGCGGUAUUCUCAAUCAACAUGGAGGCGAACAGUUUGAACAGGAGGCUCAUGUACUCAGCCAUACACCCUCGCGCAACAAGCGCGACUCGUACCCUCCUCAUCCCGCGAUCGUAGGAGGUGGACCCGGCUCGCCCUAUUCCCGCAACGGAAUGGGUAUGCAAGCCAGGCAGGACACUGGUCCCGGUGAUUACUUUUCGUCGGGAGGCCGUGAGGGCCAGCCUGCGUAUCCUGUACAUCCUGUACAUCCUGCGCAUGGCAGUCGAGGAGGCCACGCAACGCCUGGCGCCGAGCAACGCAAGCCUAGGCCCAUCACAGCGGAGUAUGCGCAGAUGCCCAGAGCCGGCUAUGACCGCACGGCUGCUUACCCUAGCUACCCCAGCAGCAGGAACGGCAGCGCCGGCGUCGGGGCCAGAUACCUUGGUGGAGGUCGAUAUGAAGACGACGACUACGACAGCCUGGAUGACGACGAGGACGAUGGAAGCCAUAGUGGAAGAGGAGAGGAGAUGAGUCAGGAGAGUUUUGUUCCGCCCAAGAAGAAGAAGUGGCAGAUUUGGAAGUAA